GAGAAUAAUGUUUUGGUGACGUCAUGCGUAGCUGGAAGGAAAGACAGCCAGUGGGUGGGCUGGGUUGUGAUCCUGUUUUCGGCUUCUUAAAUCGCAAAUAACGCCAAUACGACCAUUUAAACCCAAUAUAGGGAGAGACAAACACCACACAAUGAGUUAGGGGCUGUAUUUCGUGUGUGCCAGUGCACUGAAACAUGGGUCCUUGCAGCGUCCACGUCCUUCUACUGAUCUUUCUGCAGGCCCUGCAGACAUCAGCUGAGGGCUCAGAUGGGAAGUUGGAGUGUCUGUGUGAAACCCCUCAAUCCCUCCAGGCCACCAAGUGCCACGGUACUCGGUGCUUUUCCUCUGUCAAAGUCAGCAGCAGUGGAGUGGUGUUUGAGCAUGGCUGCCUGGAGGGGCUCGACAAAAUCCGUUUGCAUUGCUCCACGGCGCCGUCUUUUCACCAGGCCAUUUUUUGCUGCUCCCAGGAAAUGUGCAACGGCAACACCACCAGGAGUUCACUGAUGUCUCUGCUUCCGACAACACCAGAAGGUGAGCCAGUUCGUUAUCAUGUGGAGACCUUGGCUCUUAUUGUGCUUGGUCCGGUGGUGGUUCUGGCUCUGCUGUCUGUAGUGUCAGUUUUGGCCUGCAGGAGGCUUCAUCACGGCCGUCUGCAGAGGCUGCAGGAGUUUGACACUGAACAGGGAGCCAUUGAUGGCCUCAUCACCUCCAAUGUGGGAGAUAGCACUUUAGCGGAAUUGUUGGACCACUCCUGUACAUCCGGCAGUGGUUCAGGUCUUCCCUUCCUGGUCCAGAGAACCGUGGCCAGGCAGAUCAGCCUGAUGGAGUGUGUAGGCAAAGGGAGGUAUGGAGAGGUGUGGCGGGGCCAGUGGCAGGGGGAGAAUGUAGCUGUAAAGAUCUUCUCCUCAAGAGAUGAGAAGUCCUGGUUCAGAGAGACGGAGAUCUACAAUACUGUGCUGCUAAGACAUGAAAACAUACUGGGCUUCAUGGCAUCCGACAUGACUUCUCGCAACUCCAGCACCCAGCUGUGGCUCAUCACCCAUUACCACGAGAACGGCUCGCUUUAUGACUACUUGCAACGAGUCGCCGUGGAGACUUCGGAGGGCUUGGCGAUGGCGGCGUCGAUAGCUUGCGGCCUGGUGCACUUGCACACAGAGAUCUUUGGCACAGAGGGGAAACCGGCCAUCGCACAUCGGGACCUGAAGAGCAAAAAUAUCCUGGUCACAAAGGAACUGCGCUGCUGCAUCGCUGACCUGGGGCUGGCUGUGACCCACUCCCAGGCAGACAACCUGCUGGAUGUGGGCAACAAUCCGAAGGUCGGCACCAAGCGGUACAUGGCACCGGAAGUGCUGGACGAGACCAUUCAGACGGACUGCUUUGAUGCCUAUAAGAGAGUGGACAUCUGGGCCUUCGGGCUAGUGCUGUGGGAGAUAGCACGGCGCACAUACAGCAAUGGUAUUGUUGAGGAGUACAAGCCUCCGUUCUACGAUCAGGUGCCAAAUGACCCGAGCUUCGAGGACAUGAGGAAGGUGGUGUGUGUGGAGCAGCAGAGGCCUUUCAUUCCUAAUCGUUGGUUCUCUGACCCUACUCUCUCUGCGCUCGUGAAACUGAUGAAGGAGUGUUGGUACCAGAACCCCUCUGCAAGGCUAACGGCACUGCGCAUCAAGAAAACCCUGGACAAGAUUCACAGCUCUCUUGAGAAGGGCAAGGAGUCAUGAGAGGGGGAGGAGCCUCGGGGUGAAGCUUCCUGAUGUCAGGGAUCGGCUUGGAGAAGAGUGCAGUGUUUGUGGACUGUGACAGGACGACUAGGGGAAACACUUGUGUGUCAUCCAGCCUCAUCCUUCACUUGCUCUUCUCUCACCUUCGCUGUGGUUGCCUUCCACUGACAUCCCUCUCUUACUUGAAGCCAACGAACAUUUGGACUUGUCCUGCCAGAGUAACGCCAGCCUUUGUUACAGGACACCAACCCGUUGCCAUUGUGCACACUAACCUGAACUGUAGACUGUUACCGGGCGUGACACGCAUGGAGGGAAUAUUGUAGUACUCCAUCCCAAUGCUUUAAUGCCCAUGCAAGACUGCUUACACACACACACACACACACACACACACACACACACACACACACAGACACACACACACACACACACCGAGUGUCUCUUAUAAUUCAAUUUCUGAUCCCCAGCCAGUGUUUUUGGCAUGUGGUUGUAGCAUUCUGCUCCGAGACAAUCAGAAGUGUUUCACUCAUUUAGCUUUAAUAGAACAUUACAACAUUACAAAGACUCACUAGACAAACCACACAAAUAUGUCCACUUACGAAAGGAAAACAGCCAAUCGAAUCAAAUGUUUUUUUUAAUUUAUAUUUAUUAAAUCUCCACUGCUACCAAACUGCUGUGGAUAAUGUAACACUGGUGGUGUGUGAAAAGGAUUGUAUACUUAGGCAUUAACUCUGCACCCAUAUUGUCAUUAUUGGAGCUAGUGAGAAAUAAUGUCUUGAGAAAUUGGAAGAAAAGGGUCGGAAAUUGUUCCUACUGAGCUUGUUUGUAGGAUGUGAAAUCAAUUUAGGAAACACUAAAGAUACAGAAUGAUGUUGGAGGCUCUGGAGUCGACGCACACUAUGUAUCUCAAUAGGAAUUAGUCUGUAUCUUAUAACAUGAAUAUGAUCCUCUCUGCCUGCCACACCUCAUAAACUCACUGUGGCUCUUCUUUUCAAGCAGAGAGGAAUCAAGGAAGACGUGUUUGUGAUGGAGCUGAUGUUUAAGAUAUUUGAAUAACAAGAAAAACCCUCCAUCUUCAUUUGGAAAGUGUUUUAUUCAAGAUUACAGACAAAGUUGCCGAGGUGUGAGGUUACAAAUGAAUUUGUUUUCCAAUGCUGGGUUUGGUUUAAAAAAAAAUAAAAAUGUUGCUUUGUCUUUUUUUAUAUGGAAUAAAACAGUUACUGCACUCUUGCCUA
Molecule: messenger RNA, 2950 nt
Organism: Cyclopterus lumpus (lumpfish)
Lineage: Eukaryota; Metazoa; Chordata; Actinopteri; Perciformes; Cyclopteridae
Gene: acvr1l
Product: activin A receptor, type 1 like
Exons: 10
Coding region: 195-1718 (507 amino acids)
Biological process (GO): cellular response to growth factor stimulus; heart development; protein phosphorylation
Cellular component (GO): plasma membrane; BMP receptor complex
Molecular function (GO): transforming growth factor beta receptor activity, type I; ATP binding; SMAD binding
Source: RefSeq, a predicted model, not a curated record